CGCUGCUGGUUGUCACUUUCCCUAAAAUUGCGACUUCGGCCAUUUUUGUGUUUACAUUGGACGAGGAGUUUCAUCUGGUUGUUUAGCACGAACAUAUAGAUCGUUGGAUCACUUACCAUCUAGAAUUGUGUGGCAGUUUUCAAUAAAGAAAAAGAAUGUCGCGUUCAGUUCGUGCGGAAACCAGGAGUCGUGCCAAAGAUGAUAUUAAACGGGUGAUGCAAGCCGUGGACAAAGUCAGGCAUUGGGAGAAGAAAUGGGUAACAAUCGGUGAUACUACAAUGAAGAUCUACAAGUGGGUCCCUAUUUCCAACAGUGAACAGAAGAAAAAAAUGUCGAAAGGUGAAAACAAGGAAAACACUCGGAAAGAACCCACGCAUGUCGCUCCCAACUUCGGGAUCACCACAGAGGAUUCGAAUACCUGUUUCUCGAUGGUGAGUGACUCACAAGGUGCGACUGAAUUCGUCUCCAGCAUGCCAUUCUCGGAGGACUCUAACUCGCAGGGCAGUGAAGGGCCGGCCAAGCGAUUAAAAACGGGCGACUAAUGGUCGUGCUGAGCCCCACCAGCGAACAAAUACUUCAUAGUUAAGACACGGACGAUGAACAUUUGAAGACCGACCUUUCCUGCAUUAGUGUAGUCAGUGGAAUAUUUGUGGACUGUUACGGUUAUGAUUUGAUUGAUUUAGAUUCCAUUAAGCAAAAUAUUUAAGUCAAAACUAGGUAAAUGUAAAAACAUUUGUGCGUUUUUGAUACUUUUAGUAUCGUCGUUGUAAUUUAAGUGAAGAUGCAUUUUAAUUCCUUAGAAACAAUCACAAGCAAAUGCGAUGUACGUGGGAAUAUUUUUACGUUCCAUUUAAAUUUAAGGUAAUUAUUGAGACGUGAUUUCCUUCAUAAAUAGUUGUUCAGAAAUAUAGAUAAUAUAUAAUACAGUGAAAGUUGGUAAA
Hermetia illucens (black soldier fly) is the source of this 941-nucleotide messenger RNA. RefSeq names its product B-cell CLL/lymphoma 7 protein family member A (gene BCL7-like). The transcript has 3 exons. The record is from RefSeq and is a predicted model, not a curated record. Lineage: Eukaryota; Metazoa; Arthropoda; Insecta; Diptera; Stratiomyidae. The coding region runs from base 156 to 542 and encodes 128 amino acids.